This is a messenger RNA of Scophthalmus maximus (turbot), 3877 nucleotides long. It is a transcript of the gene prickle2b, whose product is annotated as prickle homolog 2b. The record is from RefSeq and is a predicted model, not a curated record. Lineage: Eukaryota; Metazoa; Chordata; Actinopteri; Pleuronectiformes; Scophthalmidae. The coding region runs from base 591 to 3230 and encodes 879 amino acids. Gene Ontology annotation, molecular function: zinc ion binding. The transcript is spliced from 8 exons.
UUCAAGCGCUGUUAGUGGGUCGGUGGGCAGCGAGCGGAGCGCAGCGGCCGCAGUGCGCUUUGCCUUUUACGCACCGAAAGUCCGCUCGGGUCUUCACUCACACUCGGCGGCGGAGUUUACCGUCACACACCAGAGGAGGUUUUCUGCGUUCUUCGCAGGGAUUGAAACCCUUUCGGUGGACUCUGCGCUCUUGUGUGGACCUGCGAUUGAACGGGGAUUUGUUCUUUGGGGUUUUUUACGCACUUCACGCCGGCGCUUCGCCUGAGCUCGCUCCUCGUUUGCAGAAGCGCCGAGUGUGUCUGCGGACGACAGGGGGGUUGACAAAAGGCUGUUUUUCAAACGGAGGAGGUCAAUGUGGCAGAGGCUCGCCGGCACACGGCGAGGGUGAGAGCGCGGUGUUUCCGUGGCGAAGCUGUGGCCGAGGGAGUUGUGUGACAAACAUUCCGCGAUGAGGACGUAUUUUGAAACUUGCUCCACCACAACCGACACCGAAGCCAGGGCCAUGGUUCCAGCCCCCAGCCGCAGUUUGUAAGGAACGGAAGAUCUGUGUGCACUGUAAGUGUCGUCGUGAGGAGCAUGCAGUGCCCGCCAUGCCUGUAGAGAUGGAGAAGACGGUCACCAAGCUGAUGUACGACUUCCAGAGGAACUCGACCUCAGAUGACGACUCUGGCUGUGCCCUGGAAGAGUACGCCUGGGUUCCACCAGGACUCAAACCUGAACAGGUUCAUCAGUACUACAGCUCCCUGCCUGAGGACAAGGUGCCCUAUGUGAACAGCCCAGGAGAGAAAUACCGCAUCAAACAGCUGCUCCAUCAGCUCCCGCCCCACGACAAUGAGUUACGCUACUGUAACAGUCUGGACGACGAGGAGAAGCGAGAGCUGAAGCUCUUCAGUAACCAGCGCAAACGGGAGAACCUGGGCCGCGGCAAUGUGCGCCCGUUCCCCGUGACGAUGACCGGGGCCAUCUGCGAACAGUGUGGGGGCCAGAUAAACGGCGGCGACAUCGCUGUGUUUGCGUCACGGGCAGGUCACAGCGUGUGUUGGCACCCCGCGUGCUUUGUGUGCAGCAUGUGCAAGGAGCUCAUGGUGGACCUCAUCUACUUUUACCAGGACGGGAAGAUCUACUGCGGCCGGCACCAUGCCGAGAGGCUGAAGCCGCGCUGCACCGCCUGCGAUGAGAUCAUCUUUGCGGAUGAGUGCACCGAGGCAGAGGGGCGUCACUGGCACACGAAGCACUUCUGCUGCUUCGAGUGUGAGACGGUGCUGGGGGGCCAGCGCUACAUCAUGAAGGAGGGACGGCCCUACUGCUGCUCCUGCUUCGAGUCCCUCUACGCCGAGUACUGCGACUCCUGCGGGGAACAUAUUGGCAUCGAUCAAGGCCAGAUGACAUACGACGGGCAGCACUGGCACGCCACUGAGGGCUGUUUCUGCUGCGCCCGCUGUAAAUGCUCUCUGCUGGGUCGGCCCUUCCUGCCCAAGCAGGGCCAAAUCUUCUGCUCACGCUCCUGCAGUCUGGGGGAGGAACCUAAUGGCUCAGACUCCUCGGACUCCGCCUUCCAAAGCGCUCGCUCCACCAGAGAGUCCAGACGCAGCUCCAAGAUGGGGAAGGGUGGAGGAGGAGGGGGUGGAGUGCAAGGAGAGAGAUUUUCAGGCGAGGUGGACCCACUGUCUUUGCAAAUGGAUCUUCUGAGUCUCUCCAGUCAAACGCCUAGUUUGACUCGCGAGCCGCCGGCCUGGAAGAACCAGGAGAAAGCAGGUGACAGUUAUAAUUAUGAAUCCCAUUUGGACCCGACUGCCAACCCCACCCCUCUCCAGCUUCUCAGCCAGUGCAAUGUCAGGACUUCCUAUACCCCCACCUGCUCUGGACAGAAUAACCAACAGCAGGAUCACAGGAUCAAGGACAAUGCAGGUUUAAAGAGACCCUCCAUGUCGGCCUUGAAGGGCCACUCUCUGAAUGAGACCUGGUUCCAACAGCCAACACCAGAGGAGUACUACCCCCCCAAACUGAGGAACCAAAAGAGCUUCACCGAGGUUUCCCAUUGCUCUCAGCACCACAACGGCUUCUCCUCUGACAAGCGCUCCAUCAGUCUGCAUGGCUUUCAGAGGGACAGGGACAGAGAUGCAGGGCCUCCAGCGGCAACCCAGGUGGCAAGAAGCAGGAACCCCAUCAAUGCACUUAACUUCCCAGACCAACUGACACCUCUAGAGCAGACCCCAAGAGGAUCCAUGGAGUCCCUGGCGUUCUCCAAUGGUACAGGAAACUCAGCAGAUGGAGGAGGAAAGCGUCAGGAGCAACUUUCUCGUUUCUCCAUGCCAGACCUGAGCAAAGACUCUGGAAUGAACGUGUCCGAGAAAAGCAACAUGGGCACCCUGAACUCCUCAGUGCAGUUUCGUAGCUCUGACUCCAUCCACAGCCUCACAGCCAGUCAGCCCUACAUGGAAAUGGAUCCCCCCAGGCCCUCCCAGUAUAAGCUGCAGUAUAGUGACUCUCCUGGCAUGGUUGCGGGUAUGGGCAUGACUCACUUACCACCUGGCUUCACCUACCAGGAGGAGGACAGGGUGAGUUUGGUGAGCAGUGCCAAUGCUGCCCGUCUGCCACCCAUCAGUGAGCGCAUGGUGAGUGGUGUUGGCGGUGGUGGAGGAGGAGGAGGAGGAGGUGGAAGGGGAGCAAGUGUCCGGAUAGAUGCCCCAGAGGAGACUCCCCAGAGGCGCCGGCACCACCACCACCACCGCUCCAGGAGAUCCCGCCGUUCUCGCUCAGAAAACGCUCUCAACUUGGUGGCAGAGCGAAGAACAAGACCUCAAGAAAGACCACAGCUGCGUGUCCGAGAGGAUUACGACCGUUUCCCGCCACCAAGGAGCGCCCGGGACCAGUUUGGAGGAGGAGGAGGAGGAGGGGGAAGAUAUCAACCACAAUUCUUUAGGCAGUGCCCCAGGACCACUUCAGACCUGACGCUACAGAACCCGGGGGCCAGCCGGCGCACUGGCCUGAAUCAAUACUCCUGGGAUGAUUACGAUGACGACGAUUGGUGCUCCACCUGCUCUUCAUCCUCCGAAUCAGAGGAUGAAGGUUACUUUCUGGGCGAGCCGAUCCCCAGACCCAUCCAGCUGCGCUACCUCAGCAACCAGGAGCUUGUCCAUAAGUACAACACUGGAAUGGGAGGAGCCAACCGAAGUGGGCAGUUAUACACCCACAAACGCAGAAAAAGCAAGAACUGCAUCAUCUCCUAACAUCUGAACAUUUGACACAGCAAAUGACUGUUUCUCCACCGUGUGUACACUAACAUCCUCCAUCUGGAAAAACUAAGAACAAAACUCACACUCCAUUUAUUCAGUGUUGUUGAGUGUUGAAUAUUAUGUAAUUGAGAGUCAGUGAUUAAUUGCAGUUGGUAAACAGUGAAAAAGCAACAGUGUUUGCAUGUUUGUUCAUUUUAAUGUGUCAGAAUAUCUCCUGAGUAUUAAGGCUGUUACAGUUACAUGUGCAGUUCUAUCGAGUCACAACGUUUAUCAAAAGCUGAUGUGCAAUUUUUCAAAACAAAACUUAAUUUCCACACAGGCAACAAGUGUGCAAGGUAGUGACUUUGGUACAGUUUAGCUUUUUCAUGCAGUGUGACUUAGGUUUAGGAUAUACUGUACUGCUGUAUACAGUUCAUAGUAUGUACAUAGACAAAUUAAUUAAUAAUUUCACUUUAAGUUAAGGAAGUCCAUGUAAAUAUGGUUGUAAAUGAGGCCUCACAUAUUUUUAUAUUUUGUAUGGAUAGAAUCAUGUAUGUAUUAAAUAUCUAUAAUGUAGAGAUAGAAAAUUACAAAAACAACAUAUGCAUGUUUUAUUUGGCUGACCUGGUCCUUCAUUUGGAAUAAAGGAGUAUUUCAGUGAA